This is a messenger RNA of Silurus meridionalis, 7135 nucleotides long. It is a transcript of the gene ndst1a, whose product is annotated as N-deacetylase/N-sulfotransferase (heparan glucosaminyl) 1a. The record is from RefSeq and is a predicted model, not a curated record. The transcript is spliced from 16 exons. Gene Ontology annotation, molecular function: deacetylase activity; heparan sulfate N-sulfotransferase activity. Lineage: Eukaryota; Metazoa; Chordata; Actinopteri; Siluriformes; Siluridae. Bases 519 to 3152 code for a protein of 877 amino acids. Gene Ontology annotation, cellular component: Golgi apparatus.
GUACAUAUCCGAUGCAAAUGAAGAUGGAAGCAUGUAAGGAAAUGAAUGCUCGUGCAGUAAUGGAACAAAAGAUUGGACUAUUGAAACUGUUGAAAUUUGUGUUCUUUCUGCGUUUUAAUGGAGAAUAACAAAACCAGCACCUGGAACUCUUCUUCAGGAAUAUUUCUGGAAUGAGGAAUUUCUUUUGCACCAGUUGCCCUGAUACAGCUUUAACUUCUUCAAACAAAGCAAUAAGGAAUAGUUUGAAUGAACUUCAGGAAACGGGAUCAAUCAGUUACCUGUUACACGUCCGGGGGGCCGUGCACAAACAAAGUCAUCCUGAUUAAAGGAGCGAACAACAGACAUGGUGACAUAGUAACGUUUAAUAUGGAGGAGAUCGGCUCUUUGAGCAUUCUUCACUCGCAAUGUUUUUAUACACAGACAUAAAUUCAUGGUGUAAAUGGACACAAUCUGAGAUUUGACCAGAUUUUGCCUUUUGCCCCUGUUUAUUUUCACUUGGGGGUGGGGUCAUCCCCACAAUGCUGGGUGCUGGCUGUGUGCGACGUCUCCUCCGCCAGCUCCCACUCCAGACCAUCUUUCUCCUUCUUUUCCUCUUGUGCACGCUCAGCGUCUUCAUUUCUGCCUACUUCCUGUAUGGCGUCAAACGGGAGUUCGAGCCUUCGGCCGGAGUCGCGCCAGAGGAUUGCGAUGAUGACAUCACGCCAUCCCGGCUCCUUCCGCUCCAGGAUGAUGUGGAACAAGACGCAGCAGCAGAUGGCAGCCAGACUGACCCGGUGGUUCUCGUGUUCGUCGAGAGUCAGUACUCCCAGCUGGGUCAGGAUAUCGUAGCAGUGCUGGAGUCGGCCCGAUUCCAGUACCAUACCGAAAUCUCCCCAGGAAAAGGAGACAUGCCCACACUGACUGAGAGUGACCGGGGCCGCUUUGCUCUCAUCAUCUAUGAGAACAUUUUGAAGUAUGUCAACAUGGAUGCCUGGAACAGGGAGCUGUUGGAUAAAUACUGUGUGGAGUAUGGAGUCGGAAUUAUCGGCUUCUUCAAGGCGAAUGAGAACAGUCUCCUGAGUGCCCAGCUAAAAGGUUUCCCUCUGUUUCUGCAUUCGAAUUUGGGUCUAAAGGACUGCACUGUCAACCCCAAAUCACCCCUCCUGCACAUCACCCGCGCCCACGAGGUGGUCAGAGGACCUCUACCUGGUGAUAACUGGACUGUGUUCCAGUCGAACCACUCCACAUAUGAGCCAGUACUAUUAGCAAAGACCCAGUCAGCAGAGAGUAUGGGCCUACACGCUGUCCUCCACACCUCCGUGGUUCAGGACCUUGGCCUUCAUGACGGCAUCCAGCGUGUGCUGUUUGGCCACGGCCUGGCCUUCUGGCUACACAAGCUGGUGUUUGUGGAUGCUGUCGCUUUCCUCACAUCUAAGAGGCUCUCACAGUCCCUGGACAGGUACGUGCUGGUCGACAUUGACGACAUCUUCGUGGGAAAAGAAGGCACCAGGAUGAAGGUGGAUGAUGUGGAGGCACUGGUCCAGACGCAGAACGAGCUGCGGAAGUCAAUCCCAAACUUCACCUUUAACCUUGGCUUCUCAGGGAAAUUUUACCACGCAGGUACAGAUGAGGAGGAUCUGGGCGAUGACCUUUUGUUAUCGUAUGUUAACAAGUUCUGGUGGUUCCCACACAUGUGGAGUCACAUGCAGCCUCACCGCUUUCAUAACCAAAGUGUUUUAGCGGAACAGAUGCUCCUAAACAGACACUUUGCUGAGGAGCACUCUAUCCCUACUCACCUGGGUUACGCAGUGGCUCCACAUCACUCAGGUGUCUACCCCAUUCACGUGCAGCUCUACGAGGCCUGGAAAAAAAUCUGGGGCAUCCGAGUGACCAGCACAGAGGAGUAUCCUCAUCUCAAACCGGCACGCUACCGCCGAGGCUUCAUUCACAGCGGCAUCAGCGUGCUGCCGAGACAAACUUGUGGUCUGUUCACUCACACCAUCUUCUAUAAAGAUUACCCAGGAGGACCUCAGGAGCUGGACAAGCUCAUCGAUGGAGGAGAACUCUUUCUUACUGUAUUACUCAACCCAAUUAGUAUCUUCAUGACUCAUCUUUCUAAUUAUGGAAAUGACCGUCUGGGGCUGUACACUUUUAACAAGCUGCUGCAUUUCCUGCAGACCUGGACUCACCUUAGGCUGCAGACCCUUCCACCUGUCCAACUGGCUCACAAAUACUUCAUCCUCUUUCCUUCAGACAGAGAGCCACUCUGGCAGAACCCUUGCGAAGAUAAGCGGCACAAGGAUAUCUGGUCUAAAGAGAAAACAUGUGAUCGUUUCCCUAAGCUGCUUGUGAUUGGACCUCAAAAGACAGGGACAACUGCCUUGUAUCUAUUCUUGGGUUUGCACCCUGACCUCAUAGGGAACUAUCCCAGCAAGGAGACAUUUGAGGAAAUCCAGUUCUUCAAUGGGCACAACUACCACAGAGGAAUAGACUGGUACAUGGAGUAUUUCCCCCUCCCCUCUAACACCAGCUCAGAUUACUACUUUGAAAAGUGUGCCAACUACUUUGAUUCUGAAUUAGCAGCAGCCAGAGCAGCAGCUCUCCUGCCUAAAGCUAAAAUUAUCACCGUCCUCAUCAGUCCUGCAGAAAGAGCCUAUGCCUGGUACCAGCACCAGAGGGCACAUGAUGAUCCAGUGGCUAUGAAAUACUCUUUUCAUGACGUCAUCACUGCACCCCGUGAUGCUCCUGCAAAGCUGCGAAUUCUACAGAGUCGCUGCCUGGUGCCAGGGUUGUAUGCCAUUCACCUCGAGCGCUGGCUUACACACUACCACUCCAGUCAGAUUAUGGUUGUGGAUGGGCAGAUGCUGAAAACGGAACCAGCAUUAGUUAUGGAUAAAGUCCAGAAGUUUCUGGGACUAAUAAAUACCGUGAACUACCACAAGAUCUUGGCGUUUGAUCCUAAAAAAGGUUUCUGGUGUCAGCUCCUGGAGGGAGGAAAAACUAAGUGUCUGGGAAAAAGUAAAGGAAAGAGAUACUCGGAUAUGAAGUCAGAGUCGCAGCUCUUUUUAAGAAAGUACUACAGAGAUCAUAACAUUGAGCUGUCAAAGCUGCUGUACAGGAUGGGCCAGCCUUUACCCAUAUGGCUCAAAGAUGAACUUCUUAACACUAGGUAGCUUUGAACCAUGUUCCUUUCCUCUGUCUGGGACUGAUUUAGUCACCAGCACUGGAGGAAUAAACCAUCUACAUUGAAGUGGAUGAGGAAGUCAUGUCUCAUUGGAUUUCCCCUGUUGCUUUCAAGACCUAUAGUGGCUUUGUAAUCCUGUGGUUUGUAAAAUAUAACAUCUCUACUUCUUCUUAUUAAAACCCCCAUGGGGUAGUAUGUUAUGUCACAGUUUCAUCUGAAGAGGAAAUGCUACAUCCUCUCACUACAUAAUGAAAGAUGGAUGUGCGUCACGCUUGAUAUGCUAUUUAACACUGGCUUCUCUCACUUCUUCUUGAUAAGAGGAAGAUUACUACGCGAUGAAAUGUUCUGAGAUAAGCCAAAUUAACAGUCCAAGGAACUCGAUAAAUGCACUGACCGUGAAGGAAUGAAUGCCGUUUCUUCACCUCAGGACUUCUCUGAGAAACAAAAGCGUGUAUUUUCUUUCUUUUUCUUUUCUUUUCUUUUCUUUUUGUAUUUUUUAAGUGCCAGUAAUUAAAAGCUGCGCUGGGUUUUUUUGUACAGUGUAACAACAUUAAGCUCUUUGCUAUAAGAAAUAAUGACUAGGCCCUUAUUCAGCAUGACCCUGACACAGUGCCACAGCAGACAUCACAGCUAACUAGAUCUGUCAUAAUUAAAUGCAAAAGAAUAAAAGGUAUUGAUAUUUAUUUAUUUCUUUUGUUAUUGUUGAAGAGGUACCAAUUUCCCAUGGCUAAUUUCUUGCUUUCUGUUUACACAUUGUAUCCUGAAAAGCUUAUUACAGCUCUAACAGCUAACAAGGCUGGCUGUACACUGAAAAAUUUGAGGAAGGUCCAAUUAUAUAGAGAACAUGCUAAUUGAUUCAGAAAUAUAGGAAUUGUGUGGAAAUGUAUGGAAUAAUAUCAAGUUCAACUCAAUUUUGUGCACAGCAGACCUCAAAUCGAUUGUGGUUUCAUACAAAAUGAUAUGAAAAUGUACAAAAUACUUACUGAACAUACUUAUCACUCUUUCCUCACUCAUCCUCAACUCUCCAUCAUCUAUCCCACUAUCUAUCUUCAUCUAUCUUCUACUUCACUUACACCAAACCCCUCAACUGUCACACAAACCUUUCUGCUCUUUAAACCAACCCAUAAAUUUCUCAUCCCAACCCCUCCCACAAACACCCUGACCACACCCCUUUUCCACACGAUCUUCUUUUCAGCCUACCCCGGCUCACACAGGUCAACCCCUACAUUACUCAUGCUUUUUCAGCUGAACCCUUUCUGCUUGCAUUCCAACCCCUAUAUAAUCAAUGACAACCCCUCCUCUUUUCCUCCUGACCCCUUCCUCACUGCAUCCCCCUUUUUGAACCAGCCAAUCCCCUAUUUUAAUAUAAGCCCCACCCAUUUUCUCAAUCGUUACACCAUUUGUGGUCGACCUCUAUUUUCCAUGUCAAUCCUUUCAUCACUGUAUGUGCUUUUGUCAGCCACUCCCCUUUUCAUAUGUCCCUCCCAUUUUCAAUCCCACUCUUCAUGACAGCCCUUCCUCUGUCCAUCCCCAUUCAUGACAAGCUGUACAUUUUCAUCCCAACACCUCUUUUGCAUGUCCAAACCACUUCCAAGAGCUAAGCAUUCAGCCCCACCAUACCCACAUCAUUUGCUUCCAUCUACCCACUCUUUUCCACCAGUCUGGGUUGCCAAGGCAAUGCCUCUUUAUCCCACCUCCAAUUUAAUUUAGUCAAUACAAAAAAAAAUAAUAAUCUCCAAAUUAUCUAUAUUCCCUGUGUCACUAAAAUAAUUUGUUAGUUUGUUCCUCUCUUCCAAAUCAUUUCUCAUACACUAAUAAAAUACCCAAAUGUUUUGAAUCUGAAUUGGCCUUUCUUGUCUACCACUAUUAAAAUACUCAAAGGUUCUCAAUCUGUGCUGUCUUUCUAGCUAAUCAACUCCAUAAUAACCAAGUCAUAGUAUGGGAUAUUAUUUUUCACUUUGGUGGCAAAAUCAUUGUCACUUUUCACACCACAUCAACAUACACUUACUAUCUGGAUCUAGAAAUGAACUGCUGAUAUACAUUGUUCCUGUGGCAACGGUGGCUACCUCUUUCUUCAUUCAUCUUCAUGUCCAGUGGCUACUGUUCAUCCAGCAAUUUGCUAUGAGGGUUUUUUUUUUGUUGUUGUUGUUGUUCUAAUGGUAAGAAAGCUGUAAGUAUUAACUAAAUUAUGUUUCAUAGUAUUUUUUUUUCUUUCAAAUUUUUUUUUACACACCAUUUCUUUUUAAUGGAUAUUCUGUACUGUUUCCCAAGUGUGACUUUAUUUACUUGAUGUUUACAAUCAAAAUGCAGGACAUCAGGACUCUGGAAUUACAGUUUUACCCCACUUCAUGGCCAAUUCACACAAAAAAAGUAUUUUAUAUACCAGUGGAAAUUGUUUGUAUUAUCUAAGGCUGGGAAUGUGUUAGUAAUAUUCUAAAGUCAACACUUAAGAAUUUAAUUGUGUCAAGUUCAUCUUUUGUUCAUGGUUUGGGAAUAUGUGAUCUAUUGUUUUUUUUUUUUUCUAUUAUUUUCUUUGUUACUGUACAGAACCAUGCAGGAUUUUCUAAUGAAUGUGGCUUAUCACAUGCUGCUCAUCAAAGACAUGUAACAGGUAUUUACAUGAAGGUGUGAGAACACUAAUGAACCUUUUUUCUGGAAAAAAAAAACAGGAGGUGAAAUGUGUUUUUUUGGUGCAUUGACUUUAUAAAUGUUCCUGUUCAAAACAAACUUGCUUUUGUGGUUUUAAAUGGAUGCUACAGAUUUAUUAUUGCACUUUUCCACCAGAAAGAAAUACAAAAAUAGAAUUGCAUCAUUCUGACGAGCAUAACCAAGUACUUAUGCCUCAAUAAAUUACCCUUCUUACCCAGGUAGAUUAAGGGUUCAAUUCAAUGCUAUUAUCAGUAUUUCUAUGUUUUUAGUGCUCCACAUAUUCAAAUCUACAUUCAGAUUUGAACUUUGUGUAGCCUAAAUCAGAAGAGUUUUGUUUGUUUCACACUCCUGCCUGCACAGCCUUUAUAAUUUUUUCCUUUUUUAUAUACAUGUGACAUUUUUAAUGUUCAAUGUUUUUUUAUUUGCUUAUUGAAACCUUAAUGACUCUGACCACUCACUUACUAAGGAUAAUGAAUAAAAUAAUACUUUAAAUCCACAGCUGUAAAUACAUCACCCACAUCCACGUUAAUGACAGUGGUCUUUCUUUAUCAUGUGAGCUUUUUAUCUGACCCUUUACAUCUGCUUGUUUGACUUUUUUUUCCACACACAAUAUCCUACCCUAUUUGCCACAACCAGAUGUCAUGGGAUUAAUGUAUUUUUUUUGUUUGGGUUUUUUUUUCUUCUUUUUAAACAAAGACCUUUCUUUACAAGCAACAAAAGAAAGUCAAAUGAUCAUGAUUUGUCAUGGGUUUGGUUUGUUACAGUGCCAUGCUAUACUUCACUGUCUGAUGGGAGUGUGAGUAAAUGUUGAAUUCAGGAUACUGUUUUGCUUCUUUGGUCCAGUCUGAGAAGUUCUAAGAUUUGUGUUUUUAUGAUGUACCUGAUUUUCCCCUAAAAGAUAUUUAACUGUUGCCAUACUUCAACACCUUAUGUUCUACCUAUGUUCUUUGUCCCUCUGUUACUAAUAACUAUUUUCAAUGCACAGGCCUGUAAUCAAUAUUGAAAGUACAGGUUUUACAGUAUAAUUUUAUAAGCGGUGUGGUUUCAUGGUUAGAUGAGAUGAUGAUUACAGGUUCACAGACGUACAAGAACCACUAGACCGUUUUUUUUUUUUUUUUUUUUUUUUCUUUUUCUUUCUCGAGGUUGACAGUAAGUGAACUGCAACCUCAAAUAACUUAUAAUGUUCUGUGUUUUUUAUUUUUUUCAAACACACCCACUCAAGUAAUUUUGAGUGAUAAGUCAAGUGUGUGUGCGUGUGUGUGGCUUGGCUGCCUGCCUGCCACAGUUUAACAGAAAGCAGAAUAAAUGGGCUGCUGUAAUUAC